Molecule: messenger RNA, 3723 nt
Organism: Mesoplodon densirostris (Blainville's beaked whale)
Lineage: Eukaryota; Metazoa; Chordata; Mammalia; Artiodactyla; Ziphiidae
Gene: TRIM23
Product: tripartite motif containing 23
Exons: 11
Coding region: 60-1784 (574 amino acids)
Biological process (GO): vesicle-mediated transport; intracellular protein transport
Cellular component (GO): lysosomal membrane; cytoplasm; plasma membrane
Molecular function (GO): GTPase activity; zinc ion binding; GTP binding
Source: RefSeq, a predicted model, not a curated record
UACCCCGCCCAUCAGGUGAAGUCCUUGAGGGCUGCUUUUGCGGCGCUGCUCCUCCUAGGAUGGCUACCCUGGUUGUAAACAAGCCUGGAGCGGGACUAGACAGUGGUCGUCAGGGCAGCCGGGGGACGGCCGUGGUGAAGGUGCUGGAGUGUGGAGUUUGUGAAGAUGUCUUUUCUUUGCAAGGAGACAAAGUUCCUCGCCUUCUGCUUUGUGGCCACACAGUCUGUCAUGACUGUCUCACUCGGCUGCCUCUUCAUGGAAGAGCAAUCCGUUGCCCUUUUGAUCGACAAGUAACAGACCUAGGAGAUUCAGGUGUCUGGGGAUUGAAAAAAAAUUUUGCUUUAUUGGAGCUUUUGGAACGACUACAGAAUGGACAUAUUGGUCAGUAUGGAGCUGCAGAAGAAGCCAUUGGGAUAUCUGGAGAGAGCAUCAUUCGUUGUGAUGAAGAUGAAGCUCACGUUGCAUCUGUAUAUUGCACUGUAUGUGCAACUCACUUGUGCUCAGAGUGUUCCCAAGUUACCCAUUCUACAAAGACAUUAGCAAAGCACAGGAGAGUGCCUCUAGCUGAUAAACCUCAUGAAAAAACCAUGUGCUCUCAGCAUCAGGUGCAUGCCAUUGAGUUUGUUUGCUUGGAAGAUGGCUGUCAAACUAGCCCACUCAUGUGCUGUGUCUGCAAAGAAUAUGGAAAACACCAAGGUCACAAGCAUUCAGUAUUGGAACCAGAAGCUAACCAGAUCCGAGCAUCAAUUUUAGAUAUGGCUCAUUGCAUACGGACCUUCACUGAGGAAAUCUCAGAUUAUUCCAGAAAAUUAGUUGGAAUCGUUCAGCACAUUGAAGGAGGAGAACAAAUAGUGGAAGAUGGAAUUGGAAUGGCCCACACAGAACAUGUACCAGGUACUGCGGAGAAUGCCCGAUCAUGUGUCCGAGCUUAUUUUUCUGAUCUACAUGAAACUCUGUGUCGUCAAGAAGAAAUGGCUCUAAGUGUUGUUGAUGCUCAUGUUCGAGAAAAACUGAUUUGGCUCAGACAGCAGCAAGAAGAUAUGACUAUUUUGUUAUCCCAGGUUUCAACAGCCUGUCUCCAUUGUGAAAAGACUUUGCAACAGGAUGAUUGUAGAGUUGUCUUAGCAAAACAAGAAAUUACAAGGUUACUGGAAACAUUGCAAAAGCAGCAGCAGCAGUUUACAGAGGUUGCAGAUCACAUUCAGUUAGAUGCCAGCAUCCCUGUCACUUUUACAAAGGACAAUAGAGUUCACAUUGGACCCAAAAUGGAAAUUCGAGUUGUUACGUUAGGAUUAGAUGGUGCUGGAAAAACUACUAUUUUGUUUAAAUUAAAACAGGAUGAGUUCAUGCAGCCUAUUCCAACAAUUGGUUUUAAUGUGGAAACUGUAGAAUAUAAAAAUCUAAAGUUCACCAUUUGGGAUGUAGGUGGAAAACAUAAAUUAAGACCAUUGUGGAAACAUUAUUACCUCAAUACCCAAGCUGUUGUAUUUGUUGUUGAUAGCAGUCACAGAGACAGAGUUAGUGAAGCACACAGUGAACUUGCAAAGUUGUUAACAGAAAAAGAACUCCGAGAUGCUUUGUUACUGAUUUUUGCUAACAAACAGGAUGUUGUUGGAGCUCUGUCAGUAGAAGAAAUCACUGAACUUCUUAGUCUCCAUAAAUUGUGCUGUGGCCGAAGCUGGUAUAUUCAGGGCUGUGAUGCUCGAAGUGGUAUGGGACUAUACGAAGGGUUGGACUGGCUCUCACGGCAACUUGUGGCUGCUGGAGUAUUGGAUGUUGCCUGAUUUUAAAUGCAGUUGUUUAAAGUUUUGGUUAAGAGUUAUUUUGCACAUAAUAUGAUGUAAGAAAUUAUACAUCUCAAAGGUAGUUAAUUUACGAUGUAUAUAUAAAAGGAAUUUUAGUUUGGGAAUUCAGUACAAUAUUGCUUUUAAAAAACUCUGUAGUAAAAUUUAAAUAUCUGAUGGAGCAGAUUAAAUUGGAUUAAAUAGGGACUUACUGGGUAUACAUUUUUUUUAACGUACAUUUGUUAUUUAAUUUUUUCAGAUUACAUGUGACCCAUAUAUUGGGAAAGAAGUAGUCACAAAGAGUAGGUGAAAGUUUAUUCUUUCAAAGGAAAAAGGAUAGCCAACUGAGUGCCUAAUGGAACCUCUGUAUGAAGCAAGUGAAGCAUGGCUUCUUCAACUUGGCUUUUCACUGGAUUUUGGCAGUAUUUAGUAGCAAAACUGGCAGUGACUUAAUGAAAUACAAUUCAAACUGCAUCUUUGCGUAAUAGGAUUACUUUAACGUUCAGUAUAACAGAACAGCUUUAAUGCUAAGAACUAUGAGCUAUAGAAAUUAAUAUUUUAUAGUGUUUUAUUAAAGCUCUCCUAAAGCCUUUUGUAUAAAACCCAGUGAGUCAGAAUGAAAUGUAAUCUAACUAGGCCUGAUGUUCGAUUAGUACUACACUGAAGAACAAUUAAUAAUAAAACUGUGAAAGUCAGUUAUAUUCUAGUUGAUCUUCACUUAUGAAAGACCCAUUUGCAGGGCUGAACCUGAAUGUAUUAUUUCCCAGGUCAGAGCUCUAAAUUUGUCCUUCUGUUUUUCAGUAUAUUUAAAGUACUUAGCAUUGUGUCUUUUAAAAAUAACAGUGCAUCUUCAGUGAGAAUGACUAUAGGUAAAAUGUAGUAAGUUACACACAGAAACGAGGGUUGGUUUUACAUAAAAGGUAGAGAUAUAAGUAGAAAACUACCUCUACCACAGAGAAGUUAUUUAUGCAGUGGAAAAUGCUUAUUACAAUUACUUUAAAAUGUUUUCCUGGGCUUCCCUGGUGGCGCAGUGGUUGGGAGUCCGCCUGCUGAUGCAGGGGGGCGCGGGUUCGUGCCCUGGUCCGGGAGGAUCCCACGUGCCGCGGAGCGGCUGGGCCCGUGAGCCAUGGCCGCUGAGCCUGGGUGUCCAGAGCCUGUGCUCCGCAAUGGGAGAGGCCACGGCAGUGAGAGGCCCGUGUACUGCAAAAAAAAAAAAAAAAAAAAAAAAAAAAAAAGUUUUCCCAAAAUAAGUGUAUUUAUGUUAACAAUAAAAUGUGGUCAAGGCUUUUCAUGACAAAGCCUUGAAAAGUUGUUUGAGAAACAUGUCUAAGGAAAAGAAAUGUUCAAAAAGUUUACAUCACAUUUAUCAUGCAGUGUUGAGUAGAAGUUUAAAAAGUUUGUGUUCUUUACUGUUUUUCAUUUUUUAAGGAAACUCCCUUAUUAUGGCAGUACGAUUUAUAUUUAAACAUACCUAGAUUGAAUUUUAUGGUUUUUAUUUUUCUUUUUAAAUGCUCUUUAUACUUUAGGAUGAGGUUAAAUCCUAAAUCUUAUUAUUUGAAACGCUAGAGGACAUUGAUGUCUGAUGAUAAGAUGUGUCUCCUGGGUGGCACUGUUUUGGUUCAGUCUCUUCAAAUGUACUUUUGUUUAAAAACAACAAAACUUUUAGAAAACAAAGCAUUAAAAAAAACCCAUCAGUAUUAUGGGCAGUGUGUAAAUAAGUAAUAUUACAUCCUUUAUUUUUCAAGUAAAAGGUCAUGCUGUUACAAGUGUAGUUUGUGCAUAUAAGUUAAUACUUCUGAAUUAAAUUAACAUUUGACUGAUUGCAAUAAAUGUGAAAAAUAAAAAAGGUGUUACAUUUGCCUGUGAGCCCUUGAACUAUUUCUCUACUAGGUAAUUGGAAAAAAAAAGUCUAACACUAACAUGUAAACUUGCAUUUUCC